This is a messenger RNA of Arachis ipaensis, 1747 nucleotides long. Its product is annotated as E3 ubiquitin-protein ligase SIRP1. Gene Ontology annotation, molecular function: ubiquitin protein ligase activity. NCBI's taxonomy places the organism in Eukaryota, Viridiplantae, Streptophyta, Magnoliopsida, Fabales, Fabaceae. Gene Ontology annotation, biological process: protein ubiquitination. Gene Ontology annotation, cellular component: cytoplasm. The record is from RefSeq and is a predicted model, not a curated record.
UUUUUUUUCUAUUUCUUCUUCCUUUGUAUAUUUUUUUGACUUAAAAACAAAGAAAGUCACGGUUGGCAUUGGGCAAGUCUUAAUACGGUAACAUACAGAGACUUGGCCAAAUUCUUUCUUUCCGGGAUUGAAUUUUUCACGCAAAACCCACAAACCCCAAAGAACAAUCAAAUUGAAAAGCUUUUGAAGUUUUUUUGUUUUCACAAUUCGCACCAAUACCAUCUUUCAACAAGAAAUUGUAGCUGUUGCUGCUUCUGAUUCAGCAUUUUUUCUUUUUGGAAUACACAAAGUAUUUGUGAUCUUUGGAGGAGAAAUAAUUGAGAAUGGAGGAAGCAAUGGCGGCAAGGUAUUGGUGUCAUAUGUGCUCACAAAUGGUGAAUCCCAUAACUGAAGGCGAGAUCAAAUGCCCAUUAUGCCAGAGCGGGUUUGUUGAAGAAAUGAGUAACACCACUACUGUUAGCAAUAUGCUGGAAGCUCCUGAUUUCGGCCCUGACCGGACACUUUCCCUUUGGGCUCCCAUAUUGUUAGGCAUGUUGAGCAAUCCGCAUAAUCGUCGAAGGCCUAGGCGAUUAGAGCUCGAUGAUGAUGAUAACGACAACCAUGAUGAUCAUAAUGGUAGUGGUAAUAAUGGUAAUGCUACAAAUAAUGGUAAUGGUAACAGCAACGAUAAUGGUAAUGGUAAUGGUAAUGCUUUUGCGCGCCUUGGUGGAGAAAACGAAUAUGAUCGUGAGCUCGAGUCUAUCCUUCGGAGAAGAAGGAGAAGCUCAGCUACCAUACUUCAAUUGCUCCAAGGCAUUAGAGCUGGCCUGGAAGAGAAAGAGAAAGAGACAGAGAGCGUGUAAUCUUGAUCAAUCCUUUUAAUCAAACUAUUAUUGUUCAAGGUUCCUAUGACUGGAACCGCGGUCAAGGUGAUAAUCAUACACCCAUUGGUUCUCUGGGUGACUAUUUCAUUGGUCCUGGUUUGGAUUUACUGUUGCAACAUUUGGCCGAGAAUGAUCCCAAUAGGCACGGAACUCCACCUGCGCAGAAGGAGGCCAUUGAAGCAUUGCCUACCGUGACAAUUGACGAGAAUAUGCAAUGUUCUAUUUGCCUUGAUGAUCUUGAAGUUGGUUCUGAAGCCAAACAGAUGCCCUGUAAACAUAUGUUUCAUAGUGGAUGUAUCCUUCCUUGGUUGGAGCUCCAUAGUUCUUGUCCAGUUUGCAGGUAUCAGUUGCCCGCUGAUGAAUCUAAGCGCGAACCGGAUGCGUCCUUGAGGACUAGCAGUAAUCAAAGGGAGGAUGAAAAUACUGGACAUGACAAUGUUGAUGGGGAUAUUGAAGGAAGAAAUGCAAGUGGGAGUAGAAGAUUCUCCUUUCCAUGGCCUUUCAAUGGUUUAUUUUCUUCACCAAACCCUUCAGCAGCAUCUUCUUCUAGCAACAAUCCAAAUGGAGAUAAUGUUACUCGAUCAGAAGAGAACUGAUUAGCAUUCAAUCUCUAAUGUACAUAUCUCUGAUACUAAUCAGGAAACUUAAAUGUUGAGAGAUUAAGAAAUGGUGUCUCCUGACCUGAGUAUGCUUUUGCCAUAUUUUUGCCCCCUUUUUUGGCUCCCUAGUAUUGUUGUUGUUGUUGUAUUACCCUUGUGUUUUACCACCCAACUUGAUAUAUUUUGUAUAAUUUCUUAUAGGGGGUGUUAUUUUUCCCCACAUGUUAAUGCAAGAUAAAUAUACUUAUACAUAUAUGUAGUGUAAGAGUAGAAUCUUUGGUGUUC